Messenger RNA from Orcinus orca (killer whale), 1525 nucleotides. RefSeq names its product G protein subunit alpha L (gene GNAL). The record is from RefSeq and is a predicted model, not a curated record. The transcript has 12 exons. NCBI's taxonomy places the organism in Eukaryota, Metazoa, Chordata, Mammalia, Artiodactyla, Delphinidae. The coding region runs from base 227 to 1525 and encodes 432 amino acids. Gene Ontology annotation, molecular function: GTP binding; G protein-coupled receptor binding; G-protein beta/gamma-subunit complex binding. Gene Ontology annotation, biological process: adenylate cyclase-modulating G protein-coupled receptor signaling pathway. Gene Ontology annotation, cellular component: heterotrimeric G-protein complex.
CCGUCCGGCCCGAAGUCCGCGUUGUCAGGUGAUCUAUUGCCGAGGCGGUCGCCGCCCCCUACACCAGUGGAAAACGUGGAAUGGCCCUCGGGGGCAGUGAGGGGCCGGGGACCUGCCUCAUCCGUGCCCCCCAGCCUGCAGGCUGUAGCGCCGCGCCGGGUCCGCGUGCAGCCACCUCCAGUCCCUCGGCUGGGGCCCCGGCGUGAGCCCCGCGCCCCGCGCCCACAUGGGGCUGUGCCACAGCCUCCGGCCGCUGCUCUUCGGGGACCCGGAGCCGCCCUUGGAGGGGGCGCGGUCCGGUCCAGACCAUACCCCGGACCAGAACCUGACCCCGGUCCCGACCCCGGUCCGAACCCCGGCGGGGGCAGGCGCGGCGCGGACCCCCGCGCAGAAAGAGAGGCGGCGGCGCGCGGACCAGCAGCGCGCGGAGGAACGCGAGGCCAGGCGGGUCAGCAGGAGCAUCGACCGCCGGCUCCGCGAGCAGAAGCGCGACCUGCGGCGGACUCACCGGCUGCUGCUGCUCGGGGCUGGUGAGUCUGGGAAAAGCACUAUCGUCAAACAAAUGAGGAUCCUGCAUGUCAAUGGAUUUAAUCCCGAGGAGAAGAAACAGAAAAUUCUGGACAUCCGGAAAAACGUUAAGGAUGCUAUUGUGACGAUUGUUUCGGCGAUGAGUACUAUAAUUCCCCCAGUUCCACUGGCCAACCCAGAAAACCAGUUUCGAUCAGACUAUAUCAAGAGCAUAGCCCCCAUCACUGACUUUGAAUAUUCCCAGGAAUUCUUCGAUCACGUGAAGAAGCUCUGGGAUGACGAAGGUGUGAAGGCCUGCUUCGAGAGGUCCAACGAGUACCAGCUCAUCGACUGCGCCCAAUACUUCCUGGAGAGAAUUGACAGCGUCAGCCUGGUGGACUACACGCCCACAGACCAGGACCUCCUCAGGUGCAGAGUUCUGACGUCAGGGAUUUUCGAGACACGAUUCCAAGUGGACAAGGUCAACUUCCACAUGUUUGACGUCGGAGGCCAGAGGGACGAGAGAAGAAAAUGGAUCCAGUGCUUCAACGAUGUCACCGCCAUCAUCUACGUGGCCGCCUGCAGCAGCUACAACAUGGUGAUCCGGGAAGAUAACAAUACCAACCGCCUGCGGGAGUCCCUGGACCUUUUCGAGAGCAUCUGGAACAACAGGUGGUUACGGACCAUUUCCAUCAUCUUGUUCUUGAACAAACAGGAUAUGCUGGCAGAAAAAGUGUUGGCAGGGAAAUCAAAGAUUGAAGACUAUUUCCCAGAGUACGCAAAUUAUACUGUUCCUGAAGACGCGACACCAGAUGCGGGAGAAGAUCCCAAAGUCACAAGAGCUAAGUUCUUCAUCCGGGAUCUGUUCUUGCGCAUCAGCACGGCCACGGGCGACGGCAAGCACUACUGCUACCCGCACUUCACGUGUGCCGUGGACACAGAGAACAUCCGCCGCGUCUUCAACGACUGCAGGGACAUCAUCCAGCGGAUGCACCUCAAGCAGUACGAGCUCCUGUGA